This is a messenger RNA of Phytophthora sojae, 358 nucleotides long. RefSeq lists its product as hypothetical. NCBI's taxonomy places the organism in Eukaryota, Oomycota, Peronosporomycetes, Peronosporales, Peronosporaceae. The coding region runs from base 29 to 358 and encodes 109 amino acids. The transcript has 2 exons. The record is from RefSeq and is a predicted model, not a curated record.
GGGCCGAGAAGUGCUCGAGGAGUUCGGCAUGGUGUCGGCCGUGGCGGUUCGCUCCAAGUCCGUCAUUAGUGACAUGUAUGUGGCUUUGGCGGGGCUGGUCGGAGGCGAGGCGGCGUCGUACACGUCGCUCAUGAACGAGACGAUGGCGGAGGCGGUGCACCGAGUGCAGUACGCGGCCAGAGCUCAAGGUGCCACGGCGGUGAUCAACGUGCGGUUCGACUCGAACACGACCAUGAACCGCCUGGUGUUCGGCAUGCACUGCUCCGUGAUCUGCUACGGCACGGCGGUGAGGUGCCGUCCCAUGAAAGCAGCGGUCCCGGUGUCGUCGCCAUUCGUGCCGACGGAGAGCAAGCCGUGA